Molecule: messenger RNA, 1482 nt
Organism: Leptopilina heterotoma
Lineage: Eukaryota; Metazoa; Arthropoda; Insecta; Hymenoptera; Figitidae
Gene: Xrcc2
Product: DNA repair protein XRCC2
Exons: 2
Coding region: 368-1195 (275 amino acids)
Biological process (GO): DNA strand invasion; double-strand break repair via homologous recombination
Cellular component (GO): Rad51B-Rad51C-Rad51D-XRCC2 complex; centrosome; replication fork
Molecular function (GO): four-way junction DNA binding
Source: RefSeq, a predicted model, not a curated record
AAGCAGUUGUGCUUAGGCCUUUAUGCUGUCAAACCAGUAGAACCAGUAAACAAACAUUUCUAACCUCACUAACAUAUUUAUUUAUUUAUUUCUACAAAUCCUUAGAAUCUGAUUAUGAAUCUUAAGCAAACAUGUAAAUCGUUUGUUUAUUAAAACAUUAUUUUCAUAUAUAUUAUUUCAUGUCAUCAACAACAUAAAAUUCAUGUUAUACAGUUUGAAACCUGAAUAAUUUUGAUUGACGUGACUUGAAAUAAAACUUGAAGUAAUAAUAUUUUAUUUUUCUUAAAAUUUUAACAUUUUGCGUGCUUUAUUGACCCUCCAAUUAACAAACGUCUCAUUUCAAACUAACUAAACGAAAAACAUAGAAAUGACAACAAUCAUCGAGUCGGGAAUACAAUUUUUAGCAUGGCUCGCCGAAAACUCAGCGAAUCCUCUUAAAGUAUUGGACGAUGCACUGUUUCCAGACGGUUUGGGAAAUAAACACACCGUCGAAAUAAAUGGAGAUCCAGGAAGCGGCAAAACUCAUCUUCUAGCACAAUUAAUUGCAUCUUGCAUUUUGCCGCCGGAAUACAAUGGUUCCGGCAUAAAUGUCCUACUUAUUAAUGCAGAUAAUCGAUUCCCAAUUAGAAAACUCGCUAGAAUAAUGACAAAUUUGGUGAAAAUGUCAUUAAUUAAGAAAUCCGAAUCGUUAAGUGAUACAAAAUUGAAUGAGAUUGUCAAGUUGUCAUUAAAAAAUCUUCUGAUUAUCAACUGCCUUGAAUAUUAUCAAUUCAAUUGCAAUAUAUUUUCGUUGCCAACAAUGUUAGGUGCCAAUAAUAAAAUAGGCAUUGUUGCUGUGGACAGUAUAUGUGCAUUUUAUUGGCAAGAUCGUCAAGUAAAUAGAAUUGAACAGUAUUCAUUGAGUUCGUACGUAUCGUUUGUAUUAAAAAAAAUUCAACAAUCUACCGCUCAGUUUAAGGUGAAAAUCAUUUUUACAAAACCAGCUGAUUAUGAAUCUUUAAAAAUUCGUCCUCUCUUAGAAAAUGCAACAAAUUGCGAGAGAACAUUUGGAGAAAUAAAUCACAGGAUUGGUCUUACUUAUGAUGUCAACUCGACUCAUGGAAUAUGUAAAGUUCAAUCAGCUAAAGGCUCUAAAACCAUUAAUUAUAAAAUAACAGAUGUUGGCAUCAAAUGGUUAGAUGUUGCUCAAUCAUAAAAACAGUUGUGGGGAAUUUUAAUGCAAUUUAUUUUUCAUUCUUCAAUUUUAAUACGAUUCGAACUUUAUGCUUAAGAAAUUUCAAUUUUAAAUGUUCAUGUUCAUCUAAAUGUCAUAAUUUUGAAUGUUUCUACUUUUCUAAAAAAUGUUUACCAAUUAAGGUUACAUAAAUUAAUUGUUCAAAUAAAAGAAAAUGGAAUAUUUUUUGUUUUCAAAAUUGUUAACCUGCUGUUAAUUUAAAAUUUGAAAGUACUUUUCUCAGUUUUUAAGUUCACAAAUACGUUUAG